Molecule: messenger RNA, 282 nt
Organism: Rodentolepis nana
Lineage: Eukaryota; Metazoa; Platyhelminthes; Cestoda; Cyclophyllidea; Hymenolepididae
Source: the annotation of a GenBank genome assembly
AUGUCUUCCGUGCUUGUUCGAGAGUGCUUGAAACACGUCCUAAAUCCUGAAAGUCCACCACCGUGGGAUAGGGAGAAGGCCUACACUACCGACCUGAAAGAUAUUGAGGUGUAUUUUGAAAGCAUUGAAGGUGGUAAAAUGAUUAAAGUACCAAUUGCUCGAACUCUCACGGAAUUGACCCGACUUCCUGGAUUCUACGUCAGAAGAGAUCUCGUGGUUUCGCUCUUUGUGGUAUCGAAACGUUCCAAGAAUUUCCACAAGAAAUGGUUGGAGGAAAUUUGA